UAUAAAUCUAAAAAAAGGUGCUAUGUUUUAUAAUUUAAUAAGCCUUCCAAUUUUAAUUGUUUGUCAAUCGUUUCACUACUUAAUUUUUUGCCCUUAGUGAAUUAAUAUACAGAGGACCGCGUUAACUCCGCAUUACAAUAAAAUAUCUCAUUUUAGAUUUAUAUGUUAAGAAGAGGUCAGAUUAUAAACAAUUAUAAUUUGUCAUGGCAUAUUAAAAGUUAACUCCGAAAAAUUUCAAUGUUUAAAAUAAUGCUACGUGAUUCGAUUAAUUAUUUACUGUUCACGAUAUUUUUUAUGAUUUUAUCACUAGUACAGGUAAAAUCCUGAAAUCUGGAUAUGUAAUAUUCGAAUCGUUCUAGAUGACAAGCAUACGAAAUUGUGACAUUUAAAGCAGCAAACUAAUUUAUUAUAUAUUGGAAACAUUGGAGCAUAUAAUAAUUUCAAUAUAAUUCUAUUUAAAUAUUCCACAUAAAAAAUAUUAUAGAACAUAUAGUAUUGAAAUUUGGACUUCAUACAUCUAUCUUAUGUCUAUAGAUUUUUCUGUCUAUGUCAUGUAUCUUAUCAUGUCGAUUUCUUUUAAUUAGAUAAAACGUGUACUAUGUGAUAUACUAAAUAUUACAAUACCUAGAUAGCAAUGCAUUCAGGACAAGAGAAAUAUUUACUACUACAAAUUUUCGUUUGGUUGCAAUCACGUUGCUGUAAUGAAGAUGCGAAUCCCUUUGUAUAGGGCAACCUAAAGGCAACAGGAAGGAAACUGUUUCCCAAGCAACUGAAGAGCAAUAGCAAAAAAAGAAGUCCAAUUCUUUAAUAAAUUCUAAAAAAUUUUGUAGACGUAAUGGCUACAGCGGAAGAAGAAGUUACAGAUUUACUUUGGGAAGAAAUGAAGAUUUUUGCCACCGAACAACAACAAUACUUGUACGAAAUUCUAUCCGAUUAUACGAUAUAUGAAAGUAAUGAACAUAAAUAUCUAAAACAGAAUAUAGGAUAUGCAAUUUAUGGGCCACCGAAGACCAAAGAUACUAGUGCAGAAAAGAAUGACUGUUGUAGCAAAGAGACAGAAAAUCUAAAUGAUGCGAAUGAUGCAACUGAUAUAGCGGAUUAUGAUGACAAAGAGAAAGAAAUUAUAGAUAAGAUUUAUGAUCAGAUAUGCAAAUCUACGAUAGAAACAGAUGAUUCUCAAUCAAUUUACUUUAGUACAAUUUAUAAUAUGAUAAUCCGUCCUAAAACAGAUAUGAAGCCUAAGGAAGAAGAAGUGAAAAAGGAAGAAAAGAAAGAAUCUAAAGCAGAGAUAAAAGAAGAAGCAAAGAAUGGUGAAAAACAACAGUUUAUCGUAACGCCUGUUCCCAUUUUUAAAAUUGGAAAAAGUGUUCAAAAAAAGAACGUCAAAGCUACAAACAGCGCUAAACAAGAGAAUGCACUAACUGCUGUGGAAAUACUGUGCGAAACAUUGAAAUACGUUGAUCUCAGUGGCAGAGCAUACAAAACUUGGGCAGACUAUAAAGAAAAUAAUAACUUACCGCAAUGCACUAUGGUUCUUCCAAAAGAUGGUUUUUAUCAACCAGAUCCAAGUUAUCCAAUUACAGAGGAUUAUUCGACAGUUUGGCUGGAGAUUAUGGAUUCCCCUGCAUGUACGUGGACAGCAAAGCUUUGUAAUGGAAUGGAUAUCACUUCUAGUGUCGUUGGAAUUUGCUCACUUGGUUUGAGUGUCGCAUCAAUGUUCACACCUCUUGCGCCAGUUGUUAUUGCAUCAGCUGUUGCUGGUGCUGGUGUAAGUGGUGCUUGGACAAUUGGCCGAAGUUCUCAACAAUUAAUAGACCGCAGUAAUCACGAAGAAUCUAUUUAUCUUUUUGACAAUGAAGCAUUUCCACAUUAUCUUGGCAUAGCCGGCACCGCAUUUGGUUUAGGAGCAAUUGGAGGAACAGCGAUUAUUUCUGAAGUUGCUGCACGCGGUAUGACAGUAAAUACCUUUGCAAGGGGUGUAUUCAAUACUAUACAAGGUGGCAACCUGUUCUUGAACGGCGUUGGUGUGGCAUAUCAGGGUUAUAAUAUGAUAAACAAAUAUAUAACGGAGGAAACAAUUAGUGUCGUAGAUGCAUUAAAUUUAGCAACGCAUCUCAUGUUUUUCUGUAGCUCUGUAGUAAAGAUUGAAUUCGCCAACGAUAUUAUUAAAAAUACUCAAGGUAGAGUUAUCAAUGAUUACAGGGAAAGUUUGAGCUCUAAACGUCUGCGCAAAAAGUUUAAUCGCGUUAAAAAUAAAGCUGCCGUAAAUAAUACAAGUAAAAUAUUCGAGAAUGCGGAGGUGAUACGCUACAUAAAACAUCGUCAAGAGUUAUUGCCUAAUCAGCCUGUAAUUAACAGUGGUAACCAGAUGUUAGACAAUACUUCACGUAAUAUCGUAUGGUCGUUUGAAGGUGGCAAACUAAUAGUCAAUGAUAUCAAAUUAUUAGAUCCUAUCGAGUAUGUUACUAGCCUUAUAAGUCUGGGUAUAUUUAUCGACAAUCAAAACAAUUCCACUGAAAGUCCGCGAAACUAUGCUAAUGACGCUAACGCUGAUCAGUUAUUAGAAGUAUUAUAUGACUUAUUAUCGAAGUUCUAUGCAAGCGACGAUUGUCCUGAAAGCAUGAACCUACCGAUAGUGCCAGAUUUCGAACGGCUAAUAAGGGAAAUGAGUUCCAUGCGUAUUGAUGAAAAUUGUUUAAAGAUGCUGUUUGAAAUCACUGAAAAAUUAAUGAAACGUUCUAAAAAUAUGAAGGACUUUUUAAUUCAAACAUUUACUUUUGUUUGGCAAUAUUGUAAAGCGAACUUGAAGCAGUGGGGCAUGAGCUUAUCCUAUUGCACACAAAGCGUUUCUGGUAGUAACAUUUUGCAAAAGAUUAUCAGGGCAGUUUUUGAAGCAAUUGAUAUGAUACUUAAUAAUUUGUUCCAUGCGUUUGUGAUGUACAUGGAUUCCAAUAUGGACAGAUAAAUCGAGAAUAUAAAUUCUAAUAUUAAAAACAAAUUA
Solenopsis invicta (red fire ant) is the source of this 3001-nucleotide messenger RNA. RefSeq lists its product as uncharacterized. The coding region runs from base 836 to 2965 and encodes 709 amino acids. The transcript is spliced from 4 exons. Lineage: Eukaryota; Metazoa; Arthropoda; Insecta; Hymenoptera; Formicidae. The record is from RefSeq and is a predicted model, not a curated record.